AUGGAGAUGGAAGAGGCAGAAGGGUCGUUCCCCUUCCCAACGUACGAGUGCGGAUUCUACGUGCAAAGUCCUUCCACAGUCUCUCAUGCCUACUACAGCAACCACGAGCGACUCUCCACAUCCUUCCCCGGCCAUCCCAAUCCCACCCAACAAGCCAUCUCCUCCUCCGCAUACACCCUCUCCCGCCACUCCUCCCGCGCGUCCAACUACUCCUCGGCCAUAUUGCCCCAACACCGGGAUGAUCCCGUGGUCUCCGAUAAUGCCGAGAAGCGCCUCAUUGCUUUCAAUGGGGACAUGGGCGGUGGCGAUGAUAAGGAGGAUGACGAUGAGCAAGUGUCUUUCCAAGAGAAAGUGAAGUGGUGGAGGUACUUGUCCUUCGGUUAUAAUCCCUCGUCCAAUGGUUGGAUUUUGUUGCAGAUAAGUUGGAGGAUGAUGGUGAGCUUGGGAGUAGCAUUGCUCGUUUUCUUUUUAGCCACCAAACCCCCCAAACCUGACGUUUCCGUUAAGGUGGACGGGAUCCCAAAUUUCGUAUUGGGAGAGGGAGUGGACGACACGGGAGUAUCCACAAAGAUUUUGAGCUGCAACAUAUCGAUGCGACUUUGGGUGGACAACAAGUCAAAGCUCUUCGGCCUUCACAUUCAACCCCCGAUCAUUCACCUCUACUUCGGUCGCCUACCUCUCGCCAUUGCACGUCAUGGUGGGGAGUUAUACGCCGGGAGUGGAGGGACGACGUCGUUCGGGAUGUAUGUGGGGACGAGGAACAAGGCGAUGUACGGGGCGGGGAGGAGCAUGCAAGACAUGCUGGAGGGAAGCAAGGGAGGCCUGGCUCUGAGGGUUGGGGUGAGAUUGAGGUCGACCAUUCGCGUGGUGGAGGGACUGGUGCACGUCCGGUUCCACCACCAAGCCCACUGCUCGGUGUUGCUGUCCAAAGCCGACGACGCCCAGACAUUCCACAGCACCUGCAUGCUCGUACCUACAGUUUCUUGAUCCAUUGAUGCAUGCUCUAGUAUCAUCUGCAAUGGAGGUGCAAAAUCUUAAAUUCUGAAACUUUCUGAUGAAGUUCCUUCCAUUUAUUAUCAUCGUGUACAUGUGAAAGAGCAAAAUUUUGCAAGUACGUAAUGUAUCCUAUAGCUUGAGCCUAUUUCAAGGUAAUAUACACAUCGAAAAUCUCAUAUUUUUCUG
Rhodamnia argentea is the source of this 1182-nucleotide messenger RNA. RefSeq lists its product as uncharacterized. NCBI's taxonomy places the organism in Eukaryota, Viridiplantae, Streptophyta, Magnoliopsida, Myrtales, Myrtaceae. The record is from RefSeq and is a predicted model, not a curated record. The transcript is spliced from 3 exons. The coding region runs from base 1 to 987 and encodes 328 amino acids.